Mesocestoides corti is the source of this 1830-nucleotide messenger RNA. NCBI's taxonomy places the organism in Eukaryota, Metazoa, Platyhelminthes, Cestoda, Cyclophyllidea, Mesocestoididae. The record is from the annotation of a GenBank genome assembly.
AUGAAUUUCUGGAAGGCAAUGACGCAGCCCUCAGAGAAGCGCACUUACCGCUGGGCUUCUGGCUACGAAAAGACUUGGGAUGCAAUAAAGGAGGACCAGUCGGGGAGUUUGGCGACCGACCUAGAGCGUUUGGUUCGUGAUGCCCAUGCCAAACUCAGACAAAAACGGAGGCGCUCAAAUGCCGCUGGGGAAACUGGUUUCUUGCGCUUGGGAAUGAUGCGUCACCUUUAUCUGAUUUUGGAUUUGUCAUCUGCAAUGAUGGAGCGUGAUUUAAAACCAAACCGACUUCUUUGCUCAAUCAAGUGGCUAGCGAAGUUUGUGGAAGACUACUUCGAUCAGAACCCCACAAGCCAGUUAGGAAUUAUCGCCAUGGCUGGUUCGAAGACUGAGCGCAUCACCGAACUCUCUGGCAGCCCCGCCCGCCAUUUGGUAGCCCUCGAGGAGUUGUCCAAACGCCAGUGCAUCGGAGAGCCGAGCAUUCAGAACGCCCUUACAAUGGCAGAGUCUCGAUUAAGGUACAUGCCAGCACACAGCUCCCGGGAGAUCAUCCUCGUUGUGGCCUCCUUAACCACGUGCGACCCAGGCGACAUCCACCAGACCAUUCAAAGCCUCAUCACCCACCGGAUCCGCUGCAGCGUCAUCUCCCUCGCCGUGGAGGUCUUCGUGCAUCGCGCGAUUGCCGAGGCGACACAAAGCUCCCUCCACGUCAUUCUGGAUGCAGCGCACUUGAAGGCAACACUCCAAGAGCUUGUGCCCCCUCAGACUGUCUCAGAAGAAUCUGAGGCUACUCUUAUUCGUAUUGGUGAGUUCAUCUUGUUUCACCUCCCAAGUAUUCUGAAUAACAACGCUCCAACCGUUGGCAGUUGGUCACCUCUCAAAGCAACAGCCUCUUACAUCUGCCCUCGUUGUCGUGCCGUCUACUGCGAAUUGCCAGUGGAGUGCACGGUGUGCGGUAUUACCUUGGUGGCCGCUCCACACCUCGCUCGAGCCUACCACCACCUCUUUCCCCUUCUCACUUUCACAGAAGUUCCACGCUCCGAGAAUUCGUCUAUUUCAGAUGGUGGUGGACCCUACUGCUGCGCCGGCUGUGGCGUUUUCUUGUCUUCAAAGCCCGCGAUUAAAUUUUCACCAAACGGACCCCAUCUCGGCAAACUGGUAGGGUGGGGUCAGACCGACGUGACGACAAGGGAGGGGGGAGGGGAGAGACGGGAUGUGGACGGCAGGGCCGCGGGCUUGCUGCCCCCUUUAAGUGCCUCCGUGCACGUGAUCCGCUGGCUCUGGCGGGACGUCAGAGGACCCACACCUCCGUUUGUGACUCCCUUCUUCGUUUUGCCGAGGCCACCAACUGUGCUGGUCAUCCUAGACGCGCACAAAUCCAAAAUACGCGAAAAUCAACAAUACACACUCCAAAUGACAUCGACACCUCUAAAUGAUGGAUUGAGCCCAAGACGACCAGACUUGUUGCACUCCUUGGACGAGGACGGCUACCCAUCACAGGAGAUUGUCCUUGCCGGCUGCAUGUUCGACAGAUGUGGCCUGAGGUGUCAGGUUGAUUUGCAGACCGUCCUUCGGUCUUCUGUCACCUGUUUCGCCACUGCGGGUACCGCCCAGCUGACUCACACCCGAGGCUGCGUCGGCCCAGCCUGCGUACAGCAUGACUCAGAGCCAGUUUUCCACCCAUCGCGCUUCACUCCAACGUUCUGCCUCCCGCCAUUCACCCCAUCCUCUCUCCCUCUUCCCACCAUUGGGUUGAUGAACGUGACUCACAACGUCCUCCCUUCCCUGUUCAUUAGCUGGUGCGUUCUUAUGCUUGCGCUGGCGAUGUUUUAG